CCUGUGGUGUCCACAAUGCCCCAGGCCUCUGAGCACCGCCUGGGCCGGACCCGAGAGCCACCUGUUAAUGUCCAGCCCCGAGUGGGAUCCAAGCUACCGUUUGCCCCACGGGCCCGAAGCCAGGAGCGCCGAAACCCAGCCCCUGGGCCGAACCCCAUGUUAAGACCUCUGCCUCCCCGGCCGGGGCCCCCUGAGGAACGGCUCAAGAAACUGGAGCUGGGACGGGGUCGGACCUCAGGCCCUCGUCCCAGAGGACCCCUUCGGGCAGAUCAUGGAGUUCCCCUGCCUGGCUCACCACCCCCGACCACCGUGGCUCUGCCUCUCCCUUCCAGGACCAACCUAGCCCGUUCCAAGUCUGUGAGCAGUGGGGACUUGCGGCCCAUGGGGAUUGCCCUGGGAGGGCACCGUGGCGCUGGGGAGCUCGGGGCUGCGCUGAGCCGCCUGGCGCUCCGGCCUGAGCCACCGGCUUUGAGACGCAGCGCUUCUCUCCGCCGCCUCGGGGGCUUUCCCGGCCCCCCAACCUUGCUCAGUAUACGGACGGAGCCCCCUACUUCCCAUGGCUCCUUUCACGUCAUAUCGGCCCGGCCCUCUGAGUCUUUCUACUCCGAUGACAAAAUGGCUCAUCACACACUGCUCCUGGGCUCUGGUCACGUUGGCCUGCGAAACCUGGGGAACACGGUGUCUCUAGGGGACAGCAGUCUGGAUGCUGACCACGUUAUUAGUGCUGUUCCAGCUUCAGUGCUCGGCAAGCUGCUCCCUGCGGAGGCUGCGCCUCUGGCCCGGGCCCUGAGCGCCAUCACUGCGGUGUCUGUGGCUGUGGUGAACCUGCAGUACCGAGGAGCCCGUCUGCCUGUGCAGGGAUUCGGACAUUUGGUGCCAUCCUCAGAAGACCCGGGCGUCCUGGGAAUUGUGUAUGACUCGGUUGCUUUCCCUGAGCAGGACGGAAGCCCCCCUGGCCUCCGAGUGACUGUGAUGCUGGGAGGGUCCUGGUUACAGACGCUGGCAGCCAGGGGAGCCGUCUUAUCUCCGGAGCUGCUCCAACAACAGGCCCAGGAAGCAGCUGCCACCCAGUUAGGACUGAAAGAGCCACCCAGCCACUGCUUGGUCCAUCUACACAAGAACUGCAUCCCCCAGUAUACACUAGGCCACUGGCAGAAACUGGAGGCAGCUACGCAAUUCUUGGCUUCUCAGAGGCUGCCCUUGACUCUGGCCGGAGCCUCCUAUGAGGGGGUUGCCGUCAACGACUGUAUAGAGAGCGGACGCCAGGCAGCAGCCCGGGUCCUGGGCUCGGAACCGGACAGCUGAUCCCCAACUCCCACCUCCUCCUGGCCCCGCUGGUGGCAGUU
Molecule: messenger RNA, 1346 nt
Organism: Puma concolor (puma)
Lineage: Eukaryota; Metazoa; Chordata; Mammalia; Carnivora; Felidae
Source: RefSeq, a predicted model, not a curated record